GCUAGGCAACACUCACCACGGCAGCCUGCAGAUUACUUCCCUCUGUGGGUGUGCGACUUCGUUUAAGCGAGUCACACUUACAGUAGCUCGUCACUGGCGAGGCCGGGAGCAGCAGAGGGCGGGGGGAGCGCAGGGCGGAGGGAGGAGGUGGGAGGCGCGGAGUCGGGAGGCUCGGUGAGACGCAGGAGCUCCAGACACAGCGGGAGCGAACAAGCGAGCGAGCCAGCCGCGCGGGUGCAGUCGCCGGCUCGCCCUGGCCGCCGCGCACUCCGCCUCCGCGCAGAGCAGCGGGAACCGCAGUCGCUCGAGCCUCCGGGCUCUGCUCUGCUCCCGGGCCAGCGCUCCAGCCCGCUCCGCCCGCUGCACCGCCCCCGGCAGCGCUCAGCCCGCAGCGAUUUGACUUCCCUCUGCCGGCCUCUUCAGUUCUCUAGAUCGCUCGCUGCCUGGGCUCCACUCUCCUCGGUGUUUGCCACACACCGUUUGCUCUACUCUUCUCCCCUUGAUCGGUAGACACUCUGCUUGCUUUUUUUCCCUCCUCCCUCGUCUUUUUUUUUUUUAAUGGAAAACAUCAUGAUUUAAGAUGACUUGUCUUCUUUAAUCUCCUCCGUAUCAGCACUGAAGACUGAAAGGGAACCUUCGCCAACACUCCAACCCUGGAGGCACUUUAAAAAAUAAUAAGAAGAAGAAUUCUAAAAAAAAGAAAGGCGGGGAUCAGAAAAAGGAAAGUCUUAAAAGGCAAAGGAGUGGGACUCGGGACCCUCUGCAGACCCUUGACUGAGCCUACCCCGGACUGUACUAGCCAUCAGAACUUCUAAUUCAUCUUAUCCAACGGGAAGGGAGGGCGACACGAGCCAGAAGCAAACUUCAGCGGUCUCUGCGGAUCUGUGAUUCCCGCAUAUAGAGGGGUCGAGAGGCAGAAGGCACAGGACCUCACCAGGAGGAGGAGUUCCGCGUCUCUCUCGCCCCUUCCACCAAGCCUGAACCUUAGACUGAGCCUCGCGGGACAUAAGAGGCAGAAGAGGGUAGUAGAAAAUGCGGGGCUCCGGGCCCCGCGGUGCGGGACGCCGACGGACCCAGGGCAGAGGUGGCGGCGGCGACACCCCCCGCGUCCCUGCCUCUCUGGCAGGCUGUUAUUCCGCACCUCUAAAGGGUCCCCUCUGGACGUGCCUUCUCUUGUGUGCGGCGCUCCGGACCCUUUUGGCCAGCCCCAGCAACGAAGUGAAUUUAUUGGAUUCACGCACGGUCAUGGGGGACCUUGGAUGGAUUGCUUUUCCAAAGAAUGGGUGGGAAGAGAUUGGUGAAGUUGAUGAGAACUAUGCCCCCAUCCACACAUACCAAGUGUGCAAAGUUAUGGAACAGAAUCAGAAUAAUUGGCUGUUGACCAGUUGGAUGUCUAACGAAGGUGCUUCCAGAAUCUUUAUUGAACUCAAGUUUACUCUAAGGGAUUGCAACAGCCUUCCCGGAGGACUGGGGACUUGUAAGGAGACAUUUAACAUGUAUUAUUUCGAAUCGGAUGAUGAGCAUGGGAGAAAUAUCAAAGAGAACCAGUACAUCAAGAUUGAUACCAUUGCUGCAGAUGAGAGCUUCACAGAACUUGAUCUUGGCGACCGCGUCAUGAAACUGAAUACGGAGGUCAGAGAUGUCGGACCUCUGAGCAAAAAGGGAUUUUACCUUGCUUUCCAAGAUGUGGGUGCUUGCAUUGCUCUGGUUUCUGUCCGCGUCUACUAUAAAAAGUGUCCGUCUGUAGUAAGACACUUGGCUGUCUUCCCUGACACGAUCACUGGAGCAGAUUCUUCACAGUUGCUAGAGGUGUCGGGCUCCUGUGUCAACCAUUCUGUGACAGAUGAUCCUCCCAAGAUGCAUUGCAGUGCUGAAGGGGAGUGGCUGGUUCCCAUCGGGAAAUGCAUGUGCGAGGCUGGAUAUGAAGAGAAAAAUGGCACCUGUCAAGUGUGCAGACCUGGGUCCUUCAAAGCCUCUCCUCACAGCCAGACCUGCAGCAAAUGUCCACCUCACAGUUACACCCAUGAGGAAGCUUCCACCUCUUGUGUCUGUGAAAAGGAUUAUUUCAGGAGGGAAUCUGAUCCGCCCACAAUGGCAUGCACAAGACCCCCCUCAGCUCCUCGGAAUGCCAUCUCAAAUGUUAAUGAAACUAGUGUCUUUCUGGAGUGGAUUCCUCCUGCUGACACUGGUGGACGGAAAGAUGUGUCAUAUUAUAUUGCAUGCAAGAAGUGCAACUCCCAUGCAGGUGUGUGUGAGGAGUGUGGCGGUCAUGUCAGGUACCUCCCCCAGCAAAUCGGCCUGAAAAAUACCUCUGUCAUGAUGGUGGACCUACUUGCUCACACAAACUAUACCUUUGAAAUUGAGGCAGUGAAUGGAGUUUCCGACUUGAGUCCAGGCACCCGGCAAUAUGUGUCUGUAAAUGUAACCACGAAUCAAGCAGCUCCUUCUCCAGUCACCAAUGUGAAAAAGGGGAAAAUUGCAAAGAACAGCAUUUCUCUGUCUUGGCAAGAGCCAGAUCGCCCCAAUGGAAUCAUCCUGGAGUAUGAAAUCAAGUACUUUGAAAAGGACCAAGAGACCAGCUACACAAUUAUCAAAUCUAAAGAGACCACUAUUACCGCCGAGGGCCUGAAACCUGCAUCUGUGUAUGUCUUCCAAAUUCGAGCACGUACAGCAGCAGGCUACGGCGUCUUCAGUCCAAGAUUUGAGUUUGAAACCACACCAGUGUCAGUUGCAGCAUCUAAUGAUCAAAGCCAGAUUCCCAUCAUUGCAGUGUCAGUGACAGUGGGAGUCAUCUUGUUGGCAGUGAUGAUCGGCUUCCUCCUCAGUGGCAGUUGCUGCGAUUGUGGCUGUGGGAGGGCUUCUUCCCUGUGCGCUGUUGCCCAUCCAAGCCUAAUAUGGCGGUGUGGCUACAGCAAAGCAAAGCAGGAUCCAGAAGAGGAAAAGAUGCACUUUCAUAAUGGGCACAUUAAACUGCCAGGAGUAAGAACCUACAUUGAUCCACAUACUUAUGAAGAUCCCAAUCAAGCUGUUCAUGAAUUUGCCAAGGAGAUUGAAGCUUCGUGCAUCACUAUUGAGAGAGUUAUCGGAGCAGGUGAAUUUGGUGAAGUUUGUAGUGGACGUUUGAAACUACCAGGAAAAAGAGAAUUACCUGUGGCUAUCAAAACUCUUAAAGUAGGCUAUACUGAAAAGCAGCGCAGAGAUUUCCUGGGUGAAGCAAGUAUCAUGGGGCAGUUUGAUCAUCCAAACAUUAUCCAUCUAGAAGGAGUUGUGACUAAAAGUAAACCUGUGAUGAUAGUAACAGAGUACAUGGAGAAUGGCUCCUUAGACACAUUUUUAAAGAAAAACGAUGGGCAGUUCACUGUGAUUCAGCUUGUUGGCAUGCUGAGAGGCAUCGCUGCAGGAAUGAAGUACCUUUCUGACAUGGGCUACGUGCAUAGAGACCUUGCUGCUAGAAACAUCUUAAUCAACAGUAACCUUGUGUGCAAAGUGUCUGACUUUGGACUUUCCAGGGUACUGGAAGAUGAUCCUGAGGCAGCCUACACCACAAGGGGAGGCAAAAUUCCAAUCAGAUGGACUGCCCCAGAGGCAAUAGCUUUUCGAAAGUUCACCUCUGCCAGUGAUGUCUGGAGCUAUGGAAUUGUAAUGUGGGAAGUUGUAUCUUAUGGAGAGAGACCCUACUGGGAGAUGACCAAUCAGGAUGUGAUCAAGGCAGUAGAAGAAGGCUACCGCCUGCCAAGCCCCAUGGAUUGUCCUGCUGCUCUCUAUCAAUUAAUGCUGGACUGCUGGCAAAAAGAUCGAAACAGCAGACCCAAGUUUGAUGAAAUAGUCAACAUGCUGGACAAGCUGAUACGAAACCCAAGUAGUUUGAAGACACUGGUGAAUGCGUCGAGCAGAGUAUCUACGUUGUUGGCAGAACAUGGUUCUUUGGGGUCUGGGGCCUACAGAUCAGUAGGGGAAUGGCUAGAAGCAAUCAAAAUGGGCCGGUACACAGAGAUUUUCAUGGAAAAUGGAUACAGUUCAAUGGACGCUGUGGCUCAGGUGACCUUGGAGGAUUUGAGGCGCCUGGGAGUGACUCUGGUCGGUCACCAGAAGAAGAUCAUGAGCAGCCUUCAAGAGAUGAAGGUGCAGCUGGUAAACGGGAUGGUGCCAGUGUGACCCACUCAUGGGUCACUUCUCCAAGUGAACAACUCAGCACUUUUUAAACAACCCUGAGAUUUAUUUUAACAGAGAAAGAGAAAAGGGUGGUUUCCAAACCUUUGGAGGCAUUUGCCUUAACCUUUGGGUUUAUAAUCAAUAUUUUACUAAAAUCUCCAGAUCUUCCUCUUAACGUCUUCAUUUUCACCAUGCAAAUGUAACCGCAAAGAGAGCUAACAUGAGGAUCAAUGUCCAAUAAUAAAAUAGUAACUAAAUCUUCCCCACUUUUUCCAUGGAAUCUAGUACAAGAAAUAUAUCAAGAUACAGCACCUUUAAAGACUGUUAAGGCAGCCCCUUUCAAAACUUCCAGGGAUCAACUUGAAAGGAAAAGUUCUAAAGCCAUGUAUGGGCUAAGAAAAGCUGCAUUUUACUGACGUUUACUUCAAGUCUUAAUUGUCUACAUGAGUGUAUUGAAGAGCAAUAUGAUUAGAGUAUUUCUUAAAUACAGUUUGUAAUUUAAAAUGAAAUUACAUGUAGUUAAGUUAUAGAAAAUAGUUUAUAAACAUGUUGCUUGGUCAAGAAAAAGUCCAAUACAGGGUGUAUAUUUAUUUUUCUGUGUUAUAUAAUUUACUCUUCAUUGCUCUUCUAGAGAGUAUUAGGUAAUGAAUGUGUAUACAUGUAUAGUUUGCAAUAUAUGCAGGAACUGACUUACAUUGGAAUUGUGUGUGUGUGUGUGUGUGUGUGUGUAUUUGAAUAUGUCGAGUGUAUUGUUCUGCUUGCCUUCUGGAUAGUGUUUUAAUUUUGGCAAUAUAUAGCAAAGGGUGUUCUAGACUCUAUCAUGGGUGAAAGGAAUUAGGAAGCCAUAGACCAAAUUCCCAUUCAAGUUGGUUUCUUUUGCUUUCAUUUUGAAAGCAAUUAAUUAGUUUAUUCAAACAGCUAAUGCCUGCAGAUUAAAUUCUCUUUGGGUUUCACAAACACUCCUUACCUGUCUGUGGCAGAGAAGUUCUCACCAUUAAUCUCUCAUGCUUCUUCCACCUUUCUAAGUUCCCAAAAAUACCUUCUAAAGUAAUAUUAACACAAAGAACACAUUUGUGUAGAAUGUAAAGAGAUGCAACUCUCCUGGCUUCUGUUAACAUCCAAUUUAGGCAGAGGGUACUCAAAAUCUCCCUACUUGGUUAACCAGUUCCAUUGUGACUCAUUCACAGAGAGUUUGAUACUAAGACAGCAGUAAAAAGUGAAGAAAAAUAUGUUUUUCUCAGAAUUUUGUUUCAACAUUUUUUUAUUAAUAACUGUUUGUGCACUUUGUAGUUACAUUUUGUCCUCCAUUCAUAACAGUGAAUAUGCUUGGAAAAGCCAAUGUGAAAUAUUUUAAGAGUUAGAGCCUUUAGGUAGUUUACGAUAGUCCCCCAGUAUAUUUUAUAUACUACAGGAGAAAUGGGCUGAUGUUUACGGAAAAAUCCACGCAGUUUAUUGAAAUGUUCACAUAAGUGAGCAUAAUAGUAAGAGUAACAAUAUUUUCUAUUAUUAUGCUUUAUAAAAUCUGGAGGAUGGUAUGUGAUAUUUGAGGAGUAAAGAAUUUAGUUUGGGACUUUAACUACUACAUUGGAAAAAGCUUAUAAGUGGAGCAGUUCUGCAGGAGAGAUGCAAGUAUUUUAUGAGCACUAUUCCUUUUUCUCUUAUAAACAUGUUUCACUGCAAUAUUAACCCAUGUAAGAUAAACAAUUGGGGUAAUUACUAUUUAUUCCCCCCUUUAUUUAAGGUACGAAAUAGCUCCUUGCUAAAUAAGGAAAGAUCAAACUUACAAAAGGGUGUGAAGCAUCUAACCAUUUUUUAUAUUAUACAUUGAUUCCCCAUUCUGAAUAACACUGUAAAUCCACACUGUGUUCAAGAAUUCUCUGUUGGUUUAGUGACACUUUCAGAACAUACUGAGAGUAUUUUAAUACUAUCUUGGUAAAAAUCACAGGGAAGUAUCAUUAUGAAAAUGCAUUUACAUAUUUAAAUAAACAUAAAAUCAUUAAAACUAAUUACUAUUGUACAGAUAAUUGUAUUUGAAUUUAAGUUAUAGAGUAGUGUUGAGAACUUCAAGACAAAAAUUCAUUUACAGAUACACAUUUUAGAGCUUGUUCAAGAGACAACUAUGUGAACACAUCAAAAAUUACUUUCUAACUUGUUUUCUAAAUUUGUAUGGUCUGAGAUUAGUGGUAGACAUACAUAAGGGGCUAGGUGUUAGAGUGAUGACUUUGUUUUCACACAAUAGAAUAUAAACUAAUUUGAUUCAAAUUUAUUUUCCUGUGCAACUCAAGUGUUACAUGUGGAGAGUAAUUCAGAAGGAAAGCUUAAUAACAACACAGCUUUGAUCCAUACCACAAUUGGGUUGAGGGUUUCUAAAGACCAUCACUCUGCUUUUAAAAGAAAUAGACUUUUAAAUUAUGAGUGCUCUGUCUCCUAAAGAGGAGAGAAUGUCAUUCUAAAAUAUUUGUUCACCACUGGAUGUAUCACCAAUUGGAAAGUGCCAAACUCAUCGAUCAAUGUGAGAAGUGCAGCAGGGAGAGGAGCCAGUUCUCCUGAAAAGUAGCGAGUCCGCCACUUAGCACAUAGCUCUGUAAACCCUCAUGGUGUGAAUCUUCUUUCUGUGACUUCAUUUCCUUUCCCAUGGACUCCCAAAAAUAAAGCAUAAAGUUCCAUAAUCUCCACACAUACAACUGAUUUGUAAAAUGAUAUUUAACUGUAUUGUAGGAAGGAACAACAGGGAAUUGUCCUAUUUGAAGUCAUUCAGCUACUAUGGUUAUCAAUCAUAAUUUAUAUCUAAUCUUGCCAUUCACUAGCAUGUGCUGUGACUUUUUUUCCUCUCUUUGAAAUGUAUUAAUUGUAUGUGAAAUGUAAAGAUGCUGAUUUUCACCUUUUAAAAAAUUAUAAUGUGCAUGUGUUUUUAAUUCCUGUGUUUUAUUAAACAAGCCAGUGUUUGAAAGUAAUAGGUUCAUUGUACGAUCUGCAUAGAAAUAUUUUAUCAAAACUUAAGUGUGUUUAGAACUUUGGAAUUGUCACAAAUAAUACGACACCUUAGCUCUGUUUAUAAAACAAUUCUAACCACUAUGUAAUAAAAAAAGAGAUGCCACUUCACAUCUCCUGUGAAGUGACGCUGUUACUAUCAGUUGAACACUUACACAUUUUGCAUGUCUGCUAUUUAAAUUCUGUGUGGAAGUGAAAGGCAGUUAAGAUAUUUGUACACUCACUGAAGUGGGUUUUCGGAAGCACAAUGAAAAAUAUUCACCUUCGGAAGGUGUUUUGGCUGUAAUAGUACCUUAGAUGGAAAGAGAGUCUGAUGUUAGAGACUUAGCAGGUAUAGGAUGUUGCAUAGUAGUAAAUAUCUCUUUCUUACUUUGUUCUUUCUAAACACUAGGAGGGAAAGUAAAUGUGAUGAUUAAUUGUCUUUGUUUAAACAUUGCCAGAUGUUUGACCUCAAUGUAAAUAAGAUGUAGGGAUAAUAUGAUUGCAAUGAUGAUCCUAACGAAUGAAUGAACAGAUUCAGAAUGGUAGCUUUAUUUGAAAUUUGAUAGCUGAACAAGUCAUCACUUUUUUCCCCCCGUGCAGUAGCACAGCUGGUUACAUUGAAUAUUUUUCCUCCAUUAUACUGUUAAUUAUAUAGUAAUGUAUCAGGAAAGAAAUAGAUAAAAAAACAUUCUGCUCAUUUCUUGUUAAUUUCCAAGUCUUUUCACACAUCAACAAUUGAAUGUUCUUAUUCAGAAUGACCAUGUAAUUGUCACAUAGAAGAAGCUGCUAAUUCUUUUAAAAAAUGUCUGUUUCUAAUAACCAAACUCAAAUUCCUUUUUUUUUCAAUGUUAAUAGGAAUAAAAAGAAGUUGGCAGAAAUAUGUUCCAUCUUUGCAAGCUGGGUGCUAUAUUCACUGAAGUUUGACUGGUCAACUAUUUGUGAAUAUUUACACUACUGUAGUUUUUAAUUACUUGUGUAAAAGAAUAUAUGUAUACAUACACUGAAUUUGUAAUAGUCUGAGAUUAAAGUCAGACUCUGUCCCUUGAAAAUAUGCUGAUGGAGAUCACGUGGUUUCAGGGAGGUCAGAGACAUCUGUGCAGACUGUCUGACUCUUUGGUAGGCACCAGGAUAUCUUGUGUUCAUGCCUCAGAAUGAAUUCAGGAAGGAAUUGUAUUGGUUCCCAUCUGCAUCUAUUUGUGCUUUCAGUUUGUGUACAUGUUUUUGUAGUGUAAGAUAUUAAAUUUUAUAUUUUUUCAGAAAAUAAAAAACAUUUGAAUAUAGAAAAAA
Molecule: messenger RNA, 8412 nt
Organism: Mastomys coucha (southern multimammate mouse)
Lineage: Eukaryota; Metazoa; Chordata; Mammalia; Rodentia; Muridae
Gene: Epha5
Product: EPH receptor A5
Exons: 18
Coding region: 1033-4155 (1040 amino acids)
Biological process (GO): cell surface receptor protein tyrosine kinase signaling pathway; axon guidance; protein phosphorylation
Cellular component (GO): neuron projection; plasma membrane
Molecular function (GO): protein binding; transmembrane-ephrin receptor activity; ATP binding
Source: RefSeq, a predicted model, not a curated record